Molecule: messenger RNA, 1248 nt
Organism: Dermatophagoides farinae (American house dust mite)
Lineage: Eukaryota; Metazoa; Arthropoda; Arachnida; Sarcoptiformes; Pyroglyphidae
Biological process (GO): regulation of DNA-templated transcription
Molecular function (GO): DNA binding; DNA-binding transcription factor activity, RNA polymerase II-specific
Source: RefSeq, a predicted model, not a curated record
GAAUCAAACAUUAACCGAUGUUGAUGAUUGUAUGGUUCAUGCAAAAUCAACGAAUGGUUCAUCAUCAUCAUCAUCAUCAUCGUUUUUAAUUCGUGACAUUCUUGCUAAUAAUAAUAAAAAUCAAACAAUAAAUACUCAUCUGAUUCAACAACCUCAACAAUAUAAACGAGAUCAAUUAUUCAAUUGGCUUUUAUCAUCUAAUCAACAGCAGCAACAGCAGCAGCAGCAACAGCUACAGCAACAAUUAACAUUGACCGAUGGCUAUAAUCAAUGGAUAAGGAGAUCAUUUGAUUUGGAUGAUGAUCAAAAACAGCAAUUGAUUGAUCAUCAAUUAUUGUUGAACGAUCCAAUUGUACAGCAACGAUUCUAUCAGAAUCUCUGUUAUUAUGCUUUACAACAGAAAAUGGUCAAUACUACUACGGAUGGUCAAAUAUCAUCAUCAUCAUCAUCAUCAUCCUCGUCAUCGAUAUCAUGUCAGCCGUGCAAUUCGAAAUUGCAACAAAAAUCUUUGGUAAAAUCUAAAACGGAGAUGGCAAUAAUUAGCACAAAAGCUAAAUCGAAAAAUUUGAAACGAAUAAAUAAUAAAUCGAAACCAUCAUUGAUUCGUGGACGAACAACAGCAAUUAGCAAAUCGUAUCGAAUGAAAAAUGAAUGUGCAAAAACAACAACAGCGAUGGUAAAGUCAUCUGAUUUUGAUGAUGAUAAUAAUAAUGCCAAAAGAGAUGAUAAAUUAACCAGUUUGGAAAUGAUAAUCAAUAUGUCAAAUGAUAUAAUACAACAACAGCAGCAACAGCAAGAUUCGAAUUGUCCAUUGAAAUUGUUAUGUUCUUCUGAUUCAAAUAUUGAUCAGGAUCCAGAUAUGGCCAUUACGUCAUCGAUAAAUUGUAGCCGACAAAAAUAUCGUAAAAUUCGUCGUAAUCGUACCGUAUUUACUGAGCUUCAAUUGAUGGGCUUAGAACGUAGAUUUGAUAGCCAAAAAUAUCUUUCCACACCCGAUAGAACCGAUUUGGCACGUGCAUUAGGAUUAACUCAAUUACAAGUAAAAACAUGGUAUCAAAAUCGUCGUAUGAAAUGGAAAAAACAGGUAAUGCAAAAUGGAUGUCCAUUUCCGCCAACCAAACCAAAAGGACGACCGAAAAAAGAUUCUAUUCCAACGUAUGGCCUGGAAUUUACCAAAUCGAUUCUUUGUCCAAUAAUUACUAAUGUCGAUGAUGACGCCAUCUAACGAGGAAUAUUUAAUUUUUUUCA